AACCCCCGAGAAUUCUUUUCCCCAUUUCCGCUUUUUCUUUUUUCGUUUCCAAGGAACCGAGCAGAGGGGACCUCGCCGUGGGUCCAUGGCGGACAACACGCAGGAGCCGUUGCUGCCGGCCGCCGCCGAGUCGCCUCCAACCGCCGGCGACCACGUCCGCAGCAGCCUCGGGGAGCGCUUCCUCUCCUGGUUCCGGCGGUCCAGUCGCGAGAAGAAGCCCCCGUCGUCGCCGCCGAGCAGCACCGACGUCGCGCCCCCUCCAAGCCCCAAUGCCCUUGCCGCCGCCGCUGCCGGACUCGCUGAAGAGGCGGCACGCGGUCCAGCGCUCGUCGACGAGGCCAAGAGCUUCGCGGAGGCCGCCCGGGUCUUCGCGGAGGCCGAGGAACCCCGCGCCCCCCGCCUCGCCGAGGACCUCAUGGAGAGGGCGUCGGCGCUCGCCGUCGCCGCGGACCUGUUACUUCAGGAAUGGAUUUCCACGCCGACGUCCGCGACGAAGCUGGCGGUCAAGGCGCUGAGGCUGUCCAUGGACUCGCAAGUGCUGGUACCUGGGUUCGCGCUGUUCGCUGCUCCACCUCCAGACGAAGAAGGGUGGACCGAGCUGCGAUCUCUGCUCCGCCGUGCUCGUCAGUUCAGUAGUGAUGCCUCAGGUACAACUAUGGAUCAGGCUGCGAAAGACUUUUACCAGGCUGCUGAAGCAUUUGCUGCUGGUGAUCUUAAAUAUGAGAAAGUAAGGGAUAUACCACUGAGCCAGGCUGCAAUGCAUCUUUCAGCAGUUGCCAACCUGGCCCCACCAGAGGAGGAGAAGCUUGCCUUUAUUGCACAGCAACUAGAAUCUGAUGCAAGUAUCUUGGUGCUUGAAGAAAAGAACACAACAUUGGUGCAGUCACAAGUCGACCAUGUCGAAACGCGCACAUGUAUGCAAUGGCUCUUAGCAUGCAUCUCUGGCCCUUCCUUGCCUCUACACCGACAUGAAGUCAAGCGCCAGGAAAAAUUGGCUGAGAAAAGGCAAGUGAUCUUUGGCAUAUCACUCAGCACCCCAAUUGCUCUGCUUACAACCAUGAAAGCUGGAAGCGUCUUGCCGCCUGAACACACGGCUUGGGUUGGUGGAGUUAGCGCAACCAUUUGGGUUUUGGUCAAUGCUGGUUUUAUGAUGAGUCUCUAUGGGAAAACACAGUUUGAGCUUUGCGCUGCCCAGCAUUUGAGCCGCCUGGGCAUGUUGGGCUUAGCCAUUCUGGUUUGCUUUUACAUGUACUGGUGGUUCUUUCCUAGCAUCGAGGGGCUAUUUUGGGUACUUAUUGGCGUUGCUGCUUUUUUUCACUGCAUGUUGUGGCUCGUGGGUUGUUGCCGUCACGAUGAUGACAGCACGUUCACUUCACCGGCUGAUGAGGACUGCAUGUGUUCCAGGUGCACAGCUUGCUCAUGCGCUUGCAGACAGGCAGAUCUUGAGAGUUCUGUCUGAGGGCCACACGAACUAUUGAUGACUUAGUAAUUAGUUGUGCACAUAUCGAGUGGAUAGAGUUCUGGCUGAGUUCUGGCUGAGGCCAAGUACAGACUCAAAUACUGAGUGACAGUUUUUUCUUGCAUAGAGGAAGUAGACAGAAUUCUGGCUGAGGCCAAUCGCACUUUCAAAGACUAGGUAUAACAGUUUUUUGCAGAGAGAGUAGACACAGUUCUGGUGAGGCCAAUUGCAGUUUACUCGGUAACAUGUUUUGCAUAGAGUAGAGAAGAUUUCUGGCUGAGGCCAAGGGCAGUUUGAAAGACCCAAUAACAGGUUUUGCAUAGAGAGGCUAGACAGAGUUGUGGCUGAGGCCAAGUGCAGCUUUUGGGGAUUUGGUCACCCAUUUUGCAUGGAUAUAUUGUGUGUUGUGGCUAAGGCCAAGUGACUCAUUUGCUUGUUUUGUAUAGUUCAUGGGCUCUGCCACUCAACCUGGGUGUUUCUAUCGCUUAGAAUUUUGUGGUUGGUCAGUCAUUGUUAGUAGCAUCGUUGUGCAUUUUAUCUCAUGUGCUCCAAACACAAUUAUAGUCAUUUACUUGUGUAGAUGGUGGUUCUAUUGUACUAGAAGAAUCAUGUGCUACUUUGAUUUGAUCCUGUGAUCCACCAAACAUAUGUACAGCUGACGGAAGCUAAAGAUUUUCUUUAUCCUGAGUUGGGUCAUGGAGCCAAUGAUGUUAUUUGUCA
This is a messenger RNA of Lolium perenne, 2179 nucleotides long. RefSeq lists its product as uncharacterized. NCBI's taxonomy places the organism in Eukaryota, Viridiplantae, Streptophyta, Magnoliopsida, Poales, Poaceae. The record is from RefSeq and is a predicted model, not a curated record.